GUAGUUCUACACCGCUGAGGUGCAGGACUUUAAAUCUGACGAGAUUAAAUCACGGACAGGUCCGAGGUGUGUUGUAAUUCACACUGACUUUUUUUGCCCUUUUUUAAAAAUUAUUUGGCCCUUUUUAUUCUGGGUUGGUCCGCUGUCGACGAUGUGUGCCGUCCUGCUUUCCACCAUCGCCGGGGAAAGACUGGCUCCACCGAAGACUGUUCCUCAGAGGAGCGCAGAGAAGCGCCCGGGAACAUGCAGAAAUCUAUUCGGACCGGUGGAUCACGACGAGCUGAGGCAAGAAUUAUCCUCCAAGCUUCGCGAAAUAUCUGAACGAGAUCAGCUGAGGUGGAACUUUAACUUCAGCGAAGGACAGCCGCUGGAUGGGGAUUUAAGAUGGGAGGAAAGUCGAGCUGAGGACUGUCCGCGGUUCUACAGACAAACGACUGCCGUAUCCAAGAGGCCUUUUGUGGACUUGCCCGCGACAGAAAGAAUCACCCAAGUUGCCCCAAAAUGUGUGGGUCGUUCAGUGAAGAUUUUGAACCAUAUAAACAAGUGUACCCGAAGAACAUUAUCUCGCAAAGCAGUCGCUCGCGUCCAGACCAAGAGACUCGCAGACAUGCGCAUUACAGAUUUUUAUGGGAAGAGGAAGAAAACGGAUAGCGUUCAUAAGGAAAGCGGAAGCUUGGAAUGAAACGCAUCUUCUGAAGAAAAAAAGCGCACCGAUGCGUGCGUCACAGAGUGGUGGCGGGAAAAGGCCGGAAGUAAUGACGUCACAGAGUCUGACUCAAGUUAUUGCGUGAUCAAGUAUUUAUUCACUGCUGUAUGUGCCAUUUAAACAUGUAGAAGCAGCUCUGGCUGCUCUACAGUUUACAACUGAUAAGUAACUUUAAAUUAAAGUCAGGACAAGUA
Messenger RNA from Sinocyclocheilus grahami, 900 nucleotides. It is a transcript of the gene cdkn1cb, whose product is annotated as cyclin dependent kinase inhibitor 1Cb. Bases 152 to 682 code for a protein of 176 amino acids. The record is from RefSeq and is a predicted model, not a curated record. Gene Ontology annotation, cellular component: nucleus. The transcript is spliced from 2 exons. NCBI's taxonomy places the organism in Eukaryota, Metazoa, Chordata, Actinopteri, Cypriniformes, Cyprinidae. Gene Ontology annotation, biological process: negative regulation of mitotic cell cycle; negative regulation of cyclin-dependent protein serine/threonine kinase activity. Gene Ontology annotation, molecular function: cyclin-dependent protein serine/threonine kinase inhibitor activity.